Messenger RNA from Gastrolobium bilobum, 1212 nucleotides. RefSeq lists its product as uncharacterized. The transcript is spliced from 4 exons. Bases 1 to 1212 code for a protein of 403 amino acids. The record is from RefSeq and is a predicted model, not a curated record. NCBI's taxonomy places the organism in Eukaryota, Viridiplantae, Streptophyta, Magnoliopsida, Fabales, Fabaceae.
AUGGCUUUGAAAUCUAAAAAUAAACUUGGUUUUAUUAAUGGAAAUCUUCCUCCACCGUCUAUUGAUGAUCCCACAUUUGAAACUUGGGAUCGAUGCAACACCAUAGUUCUUGGAUGGAUCCAUAGAUCUAUUACACAGAAUAUUGCUCAGUCCAUAUUGUGGAUUGAAAAGGCCUCAGAUGCAUGGCAUGAUUUGAAACAUCAAUUUUCUCAAUCAGAUGUAUUUCCUAUGUGUGAUUUGCAAGAAGACGUGUAUAAGCUAUGUCAAGGAAACAAGAAUGUUAGUGAGUAUUUCACUAUGCUGAAAACAAUGUGGGAAGAAAUGGAGAAUUUGAAGCCAAUUCCCAGUCCAAUAGCUCCAUGUGCAUGUGGAGCAAUAACAAAAAUGCGUCAGCUUCGUGAGAAUGAUCAGACUUCUGAAAGUAAUCUGAAUUUCACAAGUAGCCAUCAAACUCUUCCAGCAAUAGGAGACCAGUCAAGAAGGAACAAUUAUUUCAAUAAUGGAAGAGGAUAUAGAGGACGUGGCUACAGGAACUAUGGAAGAAGAGGAGCUAUGUCAGCAGUUAAUGCAAUUACCAACUUUCCGUUCCAAGAAGAGAAUUUGAUGAAGCAUGACAAUUCUGUUAAUGCAGUUAACAAUUUUCAGUUCCAAGAAGGGAAUGUAAUGAAACAUGAUAAUUCUUCAAUGGCUGCUAUCCAUGAUCAGUAUCAACAUAUAUUGAAUAUGUUACAUCAUUCCAAUGCUGGAGACACAGUACCUACCAAGCAUUCUGCAAAUGCUGCUAUUGUUUCACACACGAACACAGCUCCAUCAGAAAUUCCAAGGCUACCAUAUAAUUCCCUUACCUGUGAACUACAAUGGUUACAACAUCUAUUCCAUGAUCUCCAUAUUCCUUGGUCCAAACCGGCAUCAGUUUACUACGACAACAAAUCUGCCAUCUACCUAGCACGCAACCCAGCCUUCCAUGAACGUUCCAAGCAUAUUGACAUUGACUGCCAUGUCACCCGUGAAAAGCUUUGUGGUCUUCUCCACCUUCUUCCAGUUUCCUCUGCUGACCAGGUUGCUGAUGUUUUUACGAAGCCUCUUCUCCAAAGCUUUUCAUUCCAACUAUUCACAAGUUGGGCCUAUUCAACCUCCAUAGUCCCACUUGCGGGGGGGUAUUACACGAUGCAGGCUCACAGCCCAUUCAACAAGAGCCUAAUGCUUACAUAA